Gamsiella multidivaricata is the source of this 858-nucleotide messenger RNA. RefSeq lists its product as uncharacterized. The record is from RefSeq and is a predicted model, not a curated record. Bases 1 to 858 code for a protein of 285 amino acids. NCBI's taxonomy places the organism in Eukaryota, Fungi, Mortierellomycota, Mortierellomycetes, Mortierellales, Mortierellaceae. The transcript has a single exon.
AUGUACCUCCACACGCUCACCCUUAACAUCGGGUCCAGUCUGCAUUCCUUUGUCCUGGAUACUGGCAAUGGCUCAUCGCUAAGGGCAUUGGAUCAUAGCGACGACCAGGAGUUGGCCAAGAGUCUUCAUCGUAUGGAGCGACCCACAUUGCCAUUGUGGAUGAAGAAAGAGAUUGCCAAGUAUGCGCUUCAGCCAGAUGCUCUCGAGGAAGCCCUGAGUCAUGGUUGGGCACACUUCUCAAUAGACCACAGCAACGACCCUGAUGUACCAGCCCCAGAUGCGCUAAAGAAGUUCCAGUUCCGGCUCUACUCAACCAUUCUCACUAUUUGGACGCUAUACCGGGACCAUACCGAGGAUCUCCAACAGGAGCAAUCGGAGGCAUUUUACGCGUUGAGAGUUUGGAACGCUUUGGUGGAUGGGCUCCUGAAGAAUGUCCCAGACAUCAAGAUCCUCAGAGGCGAGAGGUGCUCUCAGUCGUCUUCGGUGCGCAAAAACGAGGAUCGUGACCUGGAAAGCAAGAAGGCUCUCGGACGACGAAUCGAUGGAAUCUUUAUCUCACGGAAAUCCAAGCUGGAAUUUGGGGUGAUUGAGGGUAAUAGGGAGAGAGAGGGUGCAACUGGCACCAAGACCUUAAUGGAUACCCGCAAGUUGGCCAAGCUCUUAAAGGACAUGAUGAAUCACAUCUUCCAGGCUUCAUUGAAGCUCGACCAAUUGUCCACCAAGAUUGAGAUGGUUGGCAUGCUGCAGUCAAGUCUGCGAGUCGAUUUUGUCUCCCUGGAUCAGAUUCAAGGCCGUUUCUCCCUACAAUUCCAUCCACUUCGGAGAACCAACGCAUUCUCGCGAUUUUAUUACUGGUGA